UACUAUAGGAUGAUCAGAGACUGCAAAGCUAACUGCUGGCACAGUUUCCUCAACACUGUUAGAGGUCAGGACAUCUUCACUGCAGUUAAGUAUACUAGACCACGUAAGUCCCUCCAAACUCCACCCCUCUCUGUUGACCAACAGUGUGCUACUGACUUUCAUACUAAGUGCAUAAUGUUCAGAGAAGCCAUCUUCUCUGAUCCACCUGCCAGCCAAACAAGUUUCAGCCAUGAGGACACAGAAAUAGAUAAGUGCUUUCCCUGGUAUGCUAUUACUCACACUGAGGUAAAAGAUGCAAUCUUCAAAUCUGGACCUCAUGAAGCUCCAGGACCUGAUGGUAUUAACUUUCUUUGUCUGAGGCAAGUGUAUAAUGCAAUUCCUAUUCCUCUUGGUAAGUUGUUUCAAGCUAUACUGAAGACAGGUUAUCAUCCCCAAUGCUGGAGAGAGGCAACUGGAGCUACAAUCAGGAAACCUCACAAAGCAGACUAUACUACCCCCAAAGCCUAUAGACCGGUCUCUCUGCUACACUGCUUAGGAAAGAUUUCAGAAAAGAUUAUAGCCAACAGACUAGCUUACAUUGCAGAAACUAAAGGCUUACUACACUCAGACCAAAUUGGAGGAAGAAAGGAAGAAGUGGAGUCGAUGCAGUGAUGGUAUUAACACAUGAUAUUCAGCAGGCCAAGUUAAAUAGUAAAGUCCUUUCUGCCCUCUUUGUUGGUGUCAAAGGUGCAUUUGACCAUGUUAGCAAAACACAACUACUCUUGGUCCUACAGUCUUUAGGAUUUCCUCCCCCUGUUCUCACCUGGACAGACAGCUUCCUCUCCAACAGACAACUGGGGUUAGCUUUUGAUGGGCAAAGACAACCUCUCCUACCAGUCAACACAGGCAUUCCUCAAGGGUCUCCCAUUUCACCAAUCCUCUUUCUAUUCUAGUCAACAAACUUGUUCAAGGACAUGCAGCAAGGAGUUGCAACUCCACAGCUAAGAGCCUGCUCCUUUAUUGAUGAUAUUGCUUUUAUAGUCACAGGCCUCUCUGAGUAGAGCCAAUCGAAGGCAUUUGAGGUGGUAUACUGAAGGGCCUGGAGUUGGGCAGCUAACAAUAUAAUAGUAUACGAUGAUCCCAAGACAGAACUGAUGCAUUUUCACAACAAAAGCAAUGACCUUACUACCAACUCCCCUGUCACUCUUCCUCAUUGCACUAUUAUCUACCCUGCUCAGCACCUUAGAUGGCAAGGAGUC
Tuber aestivum (summer truffle) is the source of this 1238-nucleotide messenger RNA. The record is from the annotation of a GenBank genome assembly. NCBI's taxonomy places the organism in Eukaryota, Fungi, Ascomycota, Pezizomycetes, Pezizales, Tuberaceae.